UUUGGUUUUUGUCUUUGAUAACUGUCAAAAAACUGAAAAGGAAGUUCAAAUUCGGCGUUUCGGCCUGGUUUUGAUGAUGGAUUUUAUUUGAAUUAUGGAUCGUGAAAGUUGUAAUUAGUUUGAAAUUAAAAUCAUCAAUCUUUCUGUUCUGAUGGAAGAAACCAGAUCAGUCAUUUGCUCUUCAUCAGACCCCUGUGUUUCAUUUCACAGGGUCCAUCGUAGUGCUUUGAUUUUGAUUCGUGUUCCAAGUUCGACUUGUAUCGCUUGAUACUUUUUGUUUCCGUAUUCUAAAAGCACGUAGUGUUUUGAAAAAUGGAGUCAAAUCCGAUGUGUAUGGCUCUAUCAGCCGUCAAAGUGUUACGUCUCGAAGUAGGCAAUUUAUUUUCUACUUUGAGCGCCGGUGUCAAAGAAGAACAUGGUGAAGAAGGACGAGAGUUCAUCUCCGAAAUCCAAAGCAUGCUCAGUGCUAUUAAUCAUCGUUAUAGGGAAUUGGAACAAACGGUUAAUAACAUCAAAAUACCGCCUGGAAGCCUAAUGCUAUCGAAUAGUAGUUAUUUUGCCCAAGAAAACAGCACAGAUAAACAGAAUUUAUACAGUCCUUUGGUCCGGAGUCAUAAAUGGAGCGAUAAGGUACAUAAAUACAGUGCUUUUGCCCAUUCUAUAUUAAACGCUAAUUCAUUGAAGAAAUCCAUCAUAUUUACUUCUAAUAAUAAUAAACGAAAAAGACCGCAAACUGCUUCGCACAAUAUUAGUCCUCAAACUAUGGAAGCAUUUAUCGCCAGUAUGGAUCGUAUGUUUAAAGAUAUGAAUAUUCAAAUUUGCAGAGCUUUCACCACAAGUACCGUCGUUCAAGUUACUUUGGGUAGAAUACUUCAAGCAACUGUGGCGUUAAAAGGAUUCGUUAUCGAAUGGGUUGUGGUUAGAGGAUACACCGAAUCUUGCAAUUCACCGGCUGAUUUAAUGUCUGAAUCAAGGUAUCAUGUAUUUCGUCGAAUAAGUGAUCAUGCUCAAGCAGCGACGCUCCAUUUUGCCGAUUUCGCGAUGCCUAUUGCUAUGCCAAACGUGCAUGAAUUAGCUACCAAAUCUUUUUUGACAUGGUUGCAUAGUUAUUCGUCUCUUUUUACCAAUGUUUGUAAGCAGUGCGGUAAGCAUUCGUACGAUUGUUAUCCUCCUACGUGGAGAGAUUUCAAAAAUUGCGAUCCUUAUCAUUUUGAGUGUAAACCUUGACUGAUUUCUUUUUGAUCAGUGCACGAAAGGAUGAUCAAAAAUUUGAAGUGUAGCUGUAGAAAUACACAAAUAUUGUGAUGUCAAACAUUCAAAAGGAUAAUUAUUUAAUUAUUAAUUAGACAAAGAUUUGACUGGGUUGAAGUUAAUUGAGAUCAUAUUGCUCUACUUAUAUUUGCCUAUUUUUCAAAAAAGUGCUUCAGUUUUAUCAAAUAGGUUGUGUUCACAUUGAUAGUUGUAAGUUCGCCUACUGCAUGACUUUCAGACUAAUCAGGGAAUCUAAGCACAUUAUUUUUCGUGCUAAUUUUAAGAAGUAUUAUUUUUGUAUUUUUUCAUUUUGUAAUAAUCAUAUUGUGCUUAUUCUAAUCAUUAUAUAUUCAUUCUGCUGUGCAGCAGGGCACCGGUGAUUUGAAAGUUAUAAUUCAAGUAAGUUCUCUGUUGAUAUUGAUUUUGAAUUAUCAUGCUUUCAUGCCUAAUGGAGAAAUGAUUGUCUUUGUAUUUUGAUGAAUUAAAUUUUUCCUAUCUCAAGUUCCUAGAAUAUUACGAAUAAAAUUCAGGUUGUAGCAUGUGAA
Molecule: messenger RNA, 1796 nt
Organism: Planococcus citri (citrus mealybug)
Lineage: Eukaryota; Metazoa; Arthropoda; Insecta; Hemiptera; Pseudococcidae
Product: mediator of RNA polymerase II transcription subunit 27-like
Exons: 8
Coding region: 313-1227 (304 amino acids)
Biological process (GO): regulation of transcription by RNA polymerase II
Cellular component (GO): mediator complex
Molecular function (GO): transcription coactivator activity
Source: RefSeq, a predicted model, not a curated record